Messenger RNA from Cuscuta campestris, 1839 nucleotides. Lineage: Eukaryota; Viridiplantae; Streptophyta; Magnoliopsida; Solanales; Convolvulaceae. The record is from the annotation of a GenBank genome assembly.
CUCUCAUUGUAAAUCUAUUUCUCUCUCUUAUCUCAACCGAGGAUUCUUUUCUCACGUGGUGGUUAGAAGAUAAAAGAUUUGAAGUCCGUUCGAGGGAAUCUAAAGGAAUGGAGAUAGCCCGAAGUCCAAGAGCCUGGAAGUCAGUGGGAGCUAUCGUUUUAUUUUUCCUUUAGUGGCCACAAUCAUUACACGUUUAUUUACAGCGUAUUUUGAAUGCAUGUGAAUGAGAAGAACCUCCGAAUCGUUCUUGACUGUGAGAGGAAACUCUACAUCCUCGAAACAGAUCCUCCCAAGACCCCUGAGGCAAAUGCUCGUGCGUCCGAACUCACUUCCUUCAAGAAGUAUGAGGACGACGCGCGAGAUGUUAAGUGUAUCAUUAUGGAAAGCAUGACCGCAGAGCUCCAAAGGCUCCACACGGACAUGGAAGUGCGUCCAAUGAUACAACGCUUGAAAGACCUUUACCAGGGUCAACCCGAAAACUCAGAUAUUUACGUUAGCGAAGCCAAUAUGUCUAAUUUCACCUCUUGGGUGAUGGAUACCGGAUGUGGUUCUCACAUCUGUACUUCUAUGCAGAAUUUGCAUGAAGUUAGACAUUUGACUGAGGGAGAAGUCCAGCUUAAGGUCAGAAAUGGAGCACUUGUCAAUGCGCUGGCUGUAGGAACUUAUGUUCUAUCUCUCCCUAGUGGCUUGUUGUUGCAUUUAAACAAUUGCUUGUUUGUACCUGCCAUUAGCAGGAAUAUCAUUUCUGUGUCCUGUCUUGACAAAGCAGGAUUUUCUAUUAACGUUAAAGACAAGUGCCUUUCUGUUUUCAGAAAUGAUAUUUACUAUGCAACUGCUAAGAUGACCAAUGGUCUUUAUAUAUUAGACUUAGAAGCCACUGUUUAUAACGUAGAUGUUAAGAGAAGCAAACUAAACAGUUUGAAUCUCACAUACCUUUGGCAUUGUCGCUUGGGCCACAUUAACGAGAAACGCAUAUCUAAGUUACGUCACUCUGGCGUAUUUGAUUCAUUUGACCUCGAGUCUUAUGAUGUAUGCCAAUCUUGUUUACUUGGUAAAAUGACAAAGGCUCCAUUCACCGGUCACGGUGAAAGGGCGAGUGAUGUAUUAGGCCUCAUACACUCUGAUGUGUGUGGCCCAAUCAACACUGAAGCUAGAGGUGGUUUCUCAUACUUCGUAACAUUUACUGACGACCUCAGUCGACGCCUCAUGACGUCUGGUAAGCUGGAUUCCAAAUCAGAUAGGUCUAAAUUUAUGGGAUACCCUAAGGAAACGAAAGGGUAUGAGUUCUAUCAUCCGACCGAUAACAAAAUCUUUGUUGCUCGGAACGGAACCUUCCUUGAGAAGGAGUUUCUCUCUGCUAUUUCUAGUGGGAGAAAGGUAGACCUCGAAGAAAUUCGAGAACCACAAAAAGAGAUCUCAAUAGCAGUGGAACCCGAGCGUCAUGAUUUAGUGUCUCGACCGACUCAGGUUUUACCACGUAGGUCAGAUCGGAUGCGUAAUCCUCCGGUUAGAUACGGGUUCCUUAUAUCUGAUGAAGCGUUCUACGAUUACGAGAUUUGGCAGAUGGACGUCAAGAUGGCUUUCCUUAACGGGAACCUCAAAGAGGAUGUCUAGUAUUCCUAAUCCUAUAUGUCGAUGACAAGAAGGUCAGUGGGAGUGUGAUAGUAUUCCUAAUCCUAUAUGUCGAUGACAUAUUGUUAAUGGGUAACGAUGUUCCUGCUCUUACGUCUGUAAAGACUUGGUUGAGCGAGAACUUCGCCAUGAAGGACUUGGGGAAUGCUAGUUAUUCCCUUGGCAUAAGAAUCUACCGUGAGAGGUCAAGAAAGUUGAUAGGUCUAU